This is a messenger RNA of Zingiber officinale, 1977 nucleotides long. Its product is annotated as probable magnesium transporter NIPA8. The coding region runs from base 401 to 1714 and encodes 437 amino acids. The record is from RefSeq and is a predicted model, not a curated record. The transcript has 14 exons. Gene Ontology annotation, biological process: magnesium ion transport. Gene Ontology annotation, molecular function: magnesium ion transmembrane transporter activity. Gene Ontology annotation, cellular component: membrane. Lineage: Eukaryota; Viridiplantae; Streptophyta; Magnoliopsida; Zingiberales; Zingiberaceae.
UGAGCUACUAUGAAUCAUGCUGUCACAAGUCGCGCAUGCUUCUAGAGAUCUGUUCUCCAUUUCUGUCGUCGACGACUGCAAUCUCCUCGUCUUACUUGCAGGAAUAUUUCCUAGGGUUCUUCCCUCUUCUGCUUCUCUUCUCGUCUCCGAGCUGUUCUUCUCUAUUACAGAUGCAUCUGCGAUGGAUUUAGGUGGCGACACCCGCGAGUUAAAGUUCUAUGUAGACAAAAACUUUCUCGCCCAUUGCCCCUGUGGUUUACUCUAAAUGAAGCCUUACGAGAUUCAUUCAAAGAUGAGUUGCUGCAUUGUGAGAUGACAAUUGCUGAAACAAUCAGCUUCAAUGAUCAACAACCCCAAAACAGAAUGAAAUUUAUAAUAAUCUAAGUUUUCUUUCUAAUCCAUGGGUGAGUGGAUUGUUGGAGCUGUUAUCAACAUAAUUGGAAGUAUUGCCAUAAACUUUGGGACUAACCUUCUAAAAUUGGGUCAUGAUGAGCGAGAGAGGUAUUUCAUGCUUAUUAAUGAUGGAAGUGAUAGCAAACUUAAUAUGAAAUCAAUCAUACAUUUCCAAACUUGGAGAAUUGGUAUUCUUUUGUUUGCUUUUGGAAACUGCCUCAAUUUCUUUUCCUUUGCUUAUGCCGCACAGUCACUUCUCGCCGCUUUGGGUUCAGUUCAGUUUGUAUCCAAUAUUAUAUUUGCUUACUUUGUGCUACAUAAGACAGUAUCAGUCAAGGUCAUUCUGGCAACAUCUUUCAUUGUUUUGGGCAAUAUCUUCCUAGUAUCCUUUGGAAAUCACCAGUCACCUGUAUUCACACCGGAGCAACUGAUUGCAAAAUACACCAGCUUAGUCUUUCUUUUAUAUUGCUUCGCCUUGCUUUUGGUGGUUAGCCUCAAUCAAUAUAUUUACAGGAAAGGAGAAGCAUAUCUUGCAGUUUCUCAGAGUGACAGUCUUUAUUGGUCUACAUUGCUUCCAUUUUCAUAUGCAACUGUUUCUGGUGCUGUGGGUUCCUGCUCAGUGUUAUUUGCCAAAUCAUUGUCUAACUUGUUAAGACUGACCAUGAGCAGCAAGUAUCAGUUCCAUAGCUGGUUUGCAUAUUGUAUACUACUAUUGUUCUUAUGUACAGCCGGAUUUUGGGUAAUGAUGUCAUUAAGUGUAAACUGCAAAAUGGCAAGAUUAAAUGAAGGCUUGUCUCUCUUCGAUGCAAUCCUCAUUGUCCCUAUGUUUCAGAUUGCAUGGACCUUCUUUUCCAUCUGCACUGGAUUUGUAUAUUUUCAGGAAUAUCAAGUAUUUAACACCCUAAGAACGACUAUGUUUGUAAUGGGGAUGGCAUGUGUGUUCUUUGGUAUUUCUUUGUUGGCACCUGAUGGCACUAAAGGAUGCAGAGAAAAUACUUCUUCAUUGUCUUCAGAUCCAAGCCUUUCAACUAAUAUGAACAGAGCACCCAAGAUACUGACAGACGAAACCGAAGCAAACCUGGAUGGGUUGCUUGCAAAUACAGUGCUUGCGAAAGCAAGAUAUAUGCUCCUGAAGGCCAAGGCCGUUGGUUCUUUUUCCCUGGGUCUUGGUGAGGACUCACAGGGUGCUUCUUCAGUACUUGUAAUGCCUAUGGUAUCUUCAAGGACAACAGGGUUAAGAGACACCAUCUUCGAUCGAACAAAGUUCAUUCCCCUAAGAAACUCCAAUGAUACAGAGAUGCAGGAAGAAGUCUUUGAUUGACAAGAUCUUCUGGCACUGUUUGCUUGGUAUACGUUGUAGAGAUAUGAUUCUGCCAAAAUUGUAAGUUCCAGGAUCAUAGAUCCACAUUUGGCAUCCAAACAUAUUCUAUACAGUAUUCUUGUAGAGUGAUCGAUAGAUUUUCUACUUGACGGUCCUCCUGGGAAAUCUCUUUGGAUUUGCUUCUUCAUCCAGAUGCUGUGAAGGUAGCUAUGAUUGUUGUAUUCUGCAAGUUUAUAAGAUGUGAAAGGGCAUAGCGUUUAUCU